Harpegnathos saltator (Jerdon's jumping ant) is the source of this 2229-nucleotide messenger RNA. RefSeq names its product prohormone-2. The record is from RefSeq and is a predicted model, not a curated record. The transcript has 9 exons. Lineage: Eukaryota; Metazoa; Arthropoda; Insecta; Hymenoptera; Formicidae. Bases 251 to 1378 code for a protein of 375 amino acids.
GGGGUGGUUGAUCGACCGUACCCACCGACGCUUUUCUACUCGUCCUGCCGCCGAGCCCCGACCCGCUCAUUCCACCCCGAGCCGGCGGACCCGCUAGGACGUGCUCGUUCUCCACCGUCGUGCCGCUAGCCUCGAAGAAGAGCACCCACCACCUCGUUGAAAAGGAAAACGAAGGGACGAGUAGUACAUCCGCACAUCGAGAGCGAGAGGAGCGUGAACGUGACGGUGAACGACGGCUGCGACUAGCAAGAUGACGCAGAUGAACUGGGCGUGGUUGCUGUUGCUGUUCUCGCUGGUCUCGGUAAGCAUGUCUUUGCCUACGAGCCUGAUGGAGGAUGCGAAGAAAGCGGAUCAAGCCAUGAAGCCGAAAUCAAAACGAGCACAAGAGAUGCUGAUGUUCGGCAAUCAACAGAACCGGCAGACAAACGGCGCUGGUGAUUCCCUCACAUCGAACGCGGAGAAACGAACCCUCGCUUCCUCGGGGGGGUUGGGAGGCUUAAAAGCGGCCCUUGCCGAGGACGAUAAACCAUCCCAGGCUAAACAACCCAGCAAUUCCAUAUACGAGCAUGAGGCUUACUCGCCGUACGACAGGAAUUACGAUUACGGCAAGGUCUUGGUGAACGAGGUCGAAGAGGACGGUCCGCGUGUAUGGGACGUGCUACCGCCGUACUCUCGUUAUUAUACGAGCGAAGAUCGUCGCAAGAGAUCGGACAAGUUCACGGCGACAGUGCGACCGACCACUACGUUGCAGCCUCCGAGCAGCUCGUUUCAGACACCAACUCCUACCCAGCAACCGGUGCAAGCUCAAGUUAAGAGGAGUGUCCCCUUCUAUCAGGAACCGCGAUACAAGCGGGAACUGCCGUUGGACAUUGAUCCUGACGACGUGCUGACUCUUCUAUCGCUGUGGGAAAACGAGCGACGCAAUGGAAACUGGCGCAAAUACGCUAACGAGGAAUACGAGAACAUGGUGGACGACGGCGGUCUGCUCGAAGAGGAAGACGCUAGGAGCGUUCUCCCGUGGAUGGACGCACCGAUUUAUCCGUCGCGGCAUUACGCCGCCGAUACCCUGUCACCCUCCGACAUUGGAAUUGUACGGACCCACCCACCUAGCUAUUACGAGCAGUACGGUAACCAAUUGGAGCAACAAUACGGGGGGGGUACGACUCAGUACGGCGCUCCGCAGUACAGCAGUUCGCAGUACGGCGAUACGCAGUACGGCUUCCUCAAUCUUUAUCCUCAACGUACUUAUUAUCCUCAGGAGAAAAGGUCAAUGAUGUCUAAAAAGCGCGCGCAGAACUAUGAUCCCUACUCAGCCGCUCAGCUGCAGCUAGGCUCCCAACCACGAAGUUACCAGUAUCCUCACCGCGUGGUUUAUUAGACGAUUCACGACGCGCGGAGCGGACGUCCGGAGAGGAUAGCAGGGAAGAAACGGGAAAUUUGUCGCUGACGAAGAUUCUACAGGAAAGGAGAGAUAACCAGUCGACGACGGAAGCCAUUCGGCGUUUUCUUUCGUCGCUCCUCUUUAGCUAUUAUCCCUUUCUUGUAGAAGAAUGGAAAAAGAAAGCAGAAACGGUGCUCGCGGACGCGCGCAACGCAACGAGCGAGCGAGAUGAUUCACAACUUGUUCUAAGAAACACGGUGCUCAUACAAAGAGAAGCUUUCCUCGGGUCGCAAGAGUCGCGCUGAAGACGCCGGACGAGCAGGAGGUAAAAAACUCUUCUCGUAAGAAACUCUUCUGUCUCGAAAGAGCCAGAAACCUCGAAAUAUGUACAUAUUCAACGCGAUAAAUUCGCGUACGAAGGACGAAGGUAUGAUCUCGUGACGAAAACACCGUCACAGACCGAUCUUAGACGAGGGCAGAGACGAAUCGGCAGACGCGCGCGCGCACCCGUUCUCCUUGUCCCUUGUCAAAAGCGCAUUUCUUCACGAGACAGUGUGCAAACACAUAUCAGAGUCCACGACUCAAUAUAAAAAAAUGAUUCGCCGUGCCAUUCAGACGCGAGUUCAUCAAACGAGCGGACGACUCUACUUUGACUAUUCUCUCUCCGUGAGAGCCGAUUGUGGCGAUGAAAACGAGAUGUGAAAAUAGCUUCAGCGCGCUCUUGUUACUUGCUCGCUUUGAUAAUAUAAUGUUACGAUUUUAAGCUCCUUUUGCGUAUAACGUGGGCGCAGUGUGCCCGCAAUGACGCUACGACUGAAUCAUUAAAACAAUCGUAGUAUCGAAUCAAA